AUGACUUCAUCAGAGCCACAUGUCGAGGAUCCUUCGGCAGUAAUCGAGGAGAAGGAGCUCAUCCGCUUCGACAAGGCACAGGAGUACCUCUCACUCCUCUCGAUCCUUGUACCUUCUGCACCUGGCACGAGCACGCGCCACCCGACGCCACCAACUCCCUCGACCCCGUCGGUCACCCAGGAUGACGUUCUCGCGAAACUGAUCGCCAUCCUUGACGAAUACCAAGACCAGUCCAACUUACUGGAUCCCUACCUUGAACGUAUCGUCCUGCCGCCAGUCGAAUCUCUGCAGCGACACGUGCGUUCUAAUGUCAGCUUCAACGGCGGUGAGGCGCAGCAUCGGCUGACGCCGGAGGCUGUGACUCGUCAGAGCAAGCUCGUCUACGCCUACACCAAAGUACGAGGCUACAAGACCAUCGUCCACUACUUUCCACACGAAGUUGCCGAUCUUCCAGCAACGCUGUCGUUCCUCGAGAAGCUUCAGCGACUGUGCGAGGAUGAACCGGACAGUACGGCUGCAGUGUGCUGGGAGCUACGAUACGUUUGUCUACUGUGGCUAUCGCUGAUCUGCAUGAUCCCGUUCGACUUGGCCAAAUUCGAUCGAUCUGUCGAUGGCAUCAAGACGACUGCGUCUAGGAUCGCUGCAGUAGCAGCGUACUUUAUCGCAAGUCCUGGAAAGGAGCGUGAUGCCGCUGCAGUCGUCCUCGGACGCCUUUUCCAGCGAAGCGACGUUCAACUCAAAGACCACUUUGGUGACUUUUUGGCAUCGAGCCUGCAAGCGCUGCAGAGCGAACGACUCAGUCCCUUUCGCGCGACCGGCAUCCUUCAAGCGCUAUGCGAAGUACUCAAGACGAGCGAGUCUGCCUUUGUGCUCAAGCAUCUGAGCUCGAUCCAAGAACUCCUCGACGCAUAUGAUGCUCCCACUCACUCUGCCCUUGCCAGCAACGGCUUGAUCACCAAGUACCAGACCAAGCUCAACAGCAGAUUGGCGCUCAAGUUGCUCCGACCCCGAAACCGACGGUAUGCGAACAAGUAUCACGUUCUCGGCGCCAGCGUCAGUCAUCUCACUCCCUCGACCCCAGCAAUACUGGAUGAUGAUGACGAAGACGAAUCCGACACCCCGGAAGAGGUUGAGUCAAUGAUUUCUUACCUCAUCGAAGCGCUCCAGAAUAAAGACACGGUGGUUCGAUACAGCGCGGCGAAAGGACUUGCCCGAAUCUGCGAUCGUCUUCCCACGUCUUUCCUCGAUCAAGUCGUUGACGCCAUGGUCUCGCUGUUCCACAUCAACAUUCCAGACCUUUACAGCGGUGCAAGGGAUCUCAGCUCUGUCUCCGAACACACCUGGCAAGGCGCAUGUAUGGCCCUAGCCGAACUCUCACGGCGCGGCCUACUGUUUGCUCAAACGCUGUCGGAAGCCUUACCAUGGAUCCUCAAAGCGCUGCUGUUUGAUGUUCGAAGAGGAGCACAUUCAGUAGGCGCCAAUGUCCGUGACGCAGCCUGCUAUGUUGUUUGGGCGUUGGCUAGGUCGAACGACACCGAAUCAAUUCGACCGCACGCCCUCGACCUAGCAAAGCGGUUAGUCGCAGUUGCGACACUCGACAGGGACGUAUCGAUCCGACGGGCUGCCAGUGCAGCGUUUCAAGAGUCAGUCGGCAGGCUGGCUCUAUUCCCACACGGAAUCGAUGUGAUACGGAUGACGGAUUUCUACGCCGUAAGUGUGCGGAGGAAUGCAUUCCUCGAAUGCGCGAUCAAGGUCGCUGCAUUCGAAGAGUACAGAGAAUAUCUGUUGGAUCAUCUGAUAGAGAUCGUGACGGUGCACUGGGAUCCUGCGAUGCGUGGGCUGGGUGCGCAGGCUGUGGCGCGUAUCGCUAUGCAUGAUGCAGAGUCGCUGUUGCCAGAAAUCACAGUGCGCCUAGGUAAGCGUAUCGGUACCUCCGAUAAUGCAGUGCUUCAUGGGACGCUGUUGACCCUGGCGGAAGUGUGUCGGAUCUCCCGAACAAGCACAGACGGGGUGGCAGCGAGCAAAGUCAGAGCUUCCUGCUUUGAUCUGCUCGAUGCAGUGCGACCCACCGUGUUUCGCUCGCUCGGCGCAGCAUCUAUCCUGCAAGCAGCUUGCCAGCUGAUCGGCAGCUCCUUCUCUCACACGACGACUGCCUCGCCGAACGAGUCCCAGACGUGGGAAAAGGUCAUCAACCUCGCACUUGCACGUCAAGAAGAGCCGGUCCACAUCGCUGCAGCCGAAGCUAUCUCGCAGCUCAGCACCGUCGUCAACCUCUCCACCAAGAUCCGCUCCACCCUCGACAACUGGUCCAGCUUGACCAUUCCACAACAGCAGAGCAAUGCGCUUCUUCUUGGUGCGCUCGACUUUUCCUUGCACGACGACCUCUUCGUCCCCGUGGUCGAACAUCUGAUCGCUCUGGGUACACCAAGCACCAAGACAAUCCGAAACGAGUUGUACUCGCCGAACAUCGAAGUCCGUCGAAACGCCAGUGACAGCAUCGCACGUGCUCUGAUCUCCUCUCGCUCCACGUUCAACCCGAAUCUCAUCGAAAGCGUCAUACGGGCACUGCUCACGGGACUCCAAGAUUAUUCGACGGACCAGCGAGGCGACGUAGGCUCGUGGGUACGACUCAGCUCUCUUUCGGGUUUGAAGCAGAUCCUGAUCUUAUGUCGGCAAAGGAGACAACCUUUGCUGCAAGAGCUGUUUCAGGAUGCAGUGGGAGGCAUGUGGAAACAGGCGGCUGAGAGGAUUGAUCAUGUUCGUCAUGCUGCGGGCUUGAGUGUGCUCGAAGUCUAUCAUGCAUACGGGGAUGCAGAACAGGGAUGUAAACCGCUCGGCUACGAUGUUGUUGCCGACGCAUUUGGCAGCGAAGCUCUGACAACGGGAGAAGACGGUGUGGUCGGGAUGAGACUGAAAGAUCCACGACAGGCCUUCCCUCGAAUCUGCCAUCUGCUAGUUAUCGAACGUUACCGGACACCCAUAUUGGAAGGCUUGAUCGUCAGCGUCGGUUCCAAAUCCGAUCUCGGCGAACGUAUCAUCGGUCCCGCUCUGACUUCCCUCACCACCUCUGCCUCUACCACCCUCCCUCUGACCGCACUCCUCAACGAUCUCUUCCAGCUCGCAAAGUCCAACUUUGGCAACAACCGCAUCUUUAUCCCCUGCACCACCACCGUCAACCUGCUACUCGAAAAUGGAGCCUCGCAGGGCGGGUUGGAACGAGACGCUCUCAUUCGAUGGCUGAAGAUGACCAUGACCAACGUGGCGAAGAUCAAGGCGGUUCAGAGGGUGGUGGUGAGCGCUACGCUUGCUGCGAAUGCUGUUCUUGCCAUCAAAAGCUGUGAAAGCGAUAAGGACGAUUUGGUGGAGAUCCUCAGAAAGGCGUCAGAGGUGUUUUUGGGUCAUCCUUUCCCGACGGUGAGAGUAAAGAUGGCGGAACAGCUGUACGCAGUUUUGUCGUCGAGCUGCAGUUUCGAUGACGCGGAAGAAGGGGAGGACGAGAGUGAAGGCAAGAGCAAAAUGCAAGUAUGGGAAGAGCUGGAGGCUGCACUCCUGGACACCAAGUGGGGGGCGACGACAGGUGCGGAUGUCGAGGCAAUACGGGUCGUCACAACUGCCUUGCCUCGCGUCCUGGAGUGA
Messenger RNA from Pseudozyma hubeiensis SY62, 3636 nucleotides. RefSeq names its product tubulin specific chaperone cofactor. The coding region runs from base 1 to 3636 and encodes 1211 amino acids. Gene Ontology annotation, biological process: tubulin complex assembly; microtubule cytoskeleton organization; post-chaperonin tubulin folding pathway. The record is from RefSeq and is a predicted model, not a curated record. NCBI's taxonomy places the organism in Eukaryota, Fungi, Basidiomycota, Ustilaginomycetes, Ustilaginales, Ustilaginaceae. Gene Ontology annotation, molecular function: GTPase activator activity; beta-tubulin binding. The transcript has a single exon.